Molecule: messenger RNA, 1268 nt
Organism: Nanorana parkeri
Lineage: Eukaryota; Metazoa; Chordata; Amphibia; Anura; Dicroglossidae
Product: C5a anaphylatoxin chemotactic receptor 1-like
Exons: 1
Coding region: 75-1001 (308 amino acids)
Biological process (GO): chemotaxis; inflammatory response; complement receptor mediated signaling pathway
Cellular component (GO): plasma membrane
Molecular function (GO): complement receptor activity; G protein-coupled receptor activity
Source: RefSeq, a predicted model, not a curated record
UCAUUAAUGGCACUGAAUCUCCUAACAGUCCAGAACCUCAUCAGGUUUCCCUAAUUGACGGGUUUUCCAUUGUCAUGUACUGCAUAGUGUUUGUGCUUGGUGUUCCUGGCAAUGGCCUGGUGGUGUGGGUAACAACCUUUGAAAUGAAAAGGACAGUGAAUUCUAUUUGGUUCCUAAACCUGGCAGUUGCAGACCUUCUGUGUUGUAUUGCUGCGCCAUUUUCCAUCAUGGUGAUAGCCCUUGGACACUGGCCGCUGGGUCUUUUUGCCUGCAAGACAAUCCCUUCUAUGUUAUUGAUCAAUAUGUAUGCUAGUGUUCUUCUCCUCACUAUAAUCAGCAUUGACCGCUGUGCCUUGGUCCUCAAACCUGUGUGGUGCCAAAACAAGAGGACUGUGAAGAAAGCGUAUGUGGCAUGUUUGGCCAUAUGGAUCUUGGCCUUCAUUCUGAGCAGUCCUGCCUUUGUGUUUCGACAUACAACUGAGAAGAAUGAUGGGACAGAGGCUUGUGCAUAUGUUUUUUCUUCCAUUAAAGAUCAGAAACAGAAGGUGGAGAACUUAAUUGCUGUUUUCCGAUUAUUGAUGGGUUUUGUCAUCCCGUUUGUUGUCAUCACUGCUUGCUAUGGUGUCCUCAUGGGGAGAGUAAGUGGACGAUACACCCAAUCUACUAAGACAAUGAAAGUGAUCCUCAUUGUGAUUGUUGGGUUCUUUGUUUGCUGGGUUCCAUACCAUGUUGCUGGAAUCUUCCUAGCUGUGCAUGAAAAAGGUUCAGAGUUAUACGCAUCAUUUAAAAAUCUGGACACAAUUUUUAUUGCACUGGCUUUUGUCAACAGCUGCAUGAACCCAAUUAUUUAUGUGCUAGCAGGUCGGGAGUUUAAAAGCAAAUUCAAAAGAUCCUUUAGGUUUAUUCUUAAGAAUGUCCUGGCAGAAGAUGUGAGUCAGACACUUGACUCUAAGAAAUCAAAGUCAACUUGUGAAACCAAAAACACAGAGGCUCUUGUGUAGGACACAAGUAAAAUUGUUCAUCUAUUACAUCCACCAACAACGCAUAGAGGACGAUCAAGCAACUGUAUUAUUUACUUCAGUGCCCUUCCUGCCUACAUCAGUUUUAUUCUGCAGUCUGGGUGAAAAUGCCUAAAAUACUGCCUGUAUUUGCUAUUGGCUCUCUCCUGCUUCUUGCACCCCUCACCAUUGAUAUAAACAUAAGCUGUUUGUUCAUGUUUAUGUGAGUUAUGGGUGAUGAAGCUGUGAGAGUCAUGUCCAUGAGCACUC